CUUGGAUCCCUGCCCAGCUCCACACUCCCAGCCUUGUCACUUGGGCAUCAUGGAAGUGGCUGUGCCUCAGUUGGCAUGCUACACUUGAGAGAGGUGAACUCCAGGCUUGACAGCUACCUUCUUGCUCACUCUGCUCUGCUUUGAAAUUGAGCUUCAUUGCACUGAAACUGCCAGUGACAUACUGUUGAAAAGUGCGCCUUCUUGGGGUGGAGCUGGAAGAAAUGCUGCUGGGUAAUUCAGGCACCAGCAGUGGCUUUCAAGAGCCAAGAAUCCAUUUCCAUUAGGGCACCCUCAGCCUGUCACAAAGAGCUGAACUCCAGAGAUACUCUGCACACCAGCCUCCUGGAAAAGCUACGAACGAGAACGAGUUAGCCGCCUAGAGAAACCGGCUGGGCGCAACCGGAAGCCGCUGGACGCCGGCGCGGCUGCCCGGAUGGCGCUUUGCUGCGCCUCUUCCGGUUCCGGUGUCAUCUCCCGGGGUCCAGGAGCUGAGGAUGAGGCCGGGAGGCUGGAGCGGCACCGACAGCCACUGCUUCGAACUCAUGACCUCACACUUGUCAAACAAGCACUUAAGACACUGAGCUAAAUUCCUGGCCUUCACAAUGAUUUCUUGAGCCCUUAGAGAUGACAUUCUCCAAGCUCUAAGGAAGAAGGCAAGCAAAGAUUAGGGGAGCCUGGAGAGGAAGCUUUCUUAGAAGACAGCAAUGACACGAGAGAAUUGGGCCCACAGCGCUUUGUCACAAGAGGGCCUUGGGAAGGGGAAGGAUGAUACCUGGAAGUGGGGAGCCAGCUAUCCAGGCAGCAGCUGCUCUGUGUGGGAAACCUCGCACACCCAGUUCAGACAGCUGCGUUACCACGAGACCUCCGGACCUCAGGAGGCCCUGAGCCGGCUCCGGGAGCUCUGUCGCCGGUGGCUAAGGCCAGAAGCACGCACCAAGGCCCAGAUCCUGGAGCUGCUGGUGCUGGAGCAGUUCCUGAGCAUCCUGCCGGGGGAGCUGCGAGCCUGGGUGCAGCUCCAUCGGCCUGGAAGUGGGGAGGAGGCUGUGGCCCUGGUGGUGGAUAUGCAGGAGUACCUAGAUGGACCAGCGCUAAAGGUUCUGGUACCUGUUGACAGCCAGGACCCUAUCCAGGAGAGGUCCAGUGCUCCAGGAGCAGCGCGUCCUCCUGCACCUCCCAGCAGCCACUUAGCAGCCGAAAUCCACCCGAACCCUCUUCCUGACCCAGUGCUUUUCAGUCUCCAGGACUCUCCACAUGAUUCUCCUGCCCCUGAAGCUUCUAUCCUUUCCCAGGAAGAAAACCCACGAAACCAAUUAAUGGCACUUAUGCUCCUUACAGCCCAGCCCCAGGAGUUGGUAAUGUUCGAGGAGGUAUCAGUAUGCUUCACGUCAGAGGAAUGGGCAUGUCUGGGCCCGAUCCAGAGAGCCUUGUACUGGGAUGUGAUGCUGGAAAAUUAUGGGAAUGUCACCUCCCUAGAAUGGGAGACACUGGUGGAGAAUGAGGAGGUGACGCCAAAGCGGACUGUUUCUGAAAGAGCAGCCUCUCAGAGAGGAGCAUCAAAAAGACUUCAGGAAGGUACCCAUGUCCUUGACUUAGAGGACAAGUCUGAAUGGCAGGCUUUGCCGAGUCAGUUGGAAAAUGAAACUGGAGAAGGAGUAGAUAUAGUGAGUAAAGUCUUCGUUCGUGAACGAGACAAGAAGAAAAGGACUCCACUAGAAAUACAAGACCAGGAGGGGAAGGAGUUUGGAGGAAACUUGGCUUUAGGUUCAGCUGUUUCUGAAAGCGUAAUUGGUACUGAAGGAAAGAAGUUUUAUAAAUGUGACAUAUGUUGUAAGCACUUUAAUAAACUCUCCCAUCUUUUAAACCAUCAGAGAAUCCACACUGGCGAGAAGCCUUAUAAAUGUAAGGAAUGUGGAAAAGCUUUUAUUCAGCGCUCAAGCCUUCGAAUGCACUUACGGAACCAUUCUGGGGAGAAGCCUUACAAGUGUAAUGAAUGUGGGAAAGCAUUCUCUCAGAGUGCUUACCUCCUGAACCACCAGAGGAUCCAUACAGGGGAGAAGCCUUAUAAAUGUAAGGAGUGUGGAAAGGGCUUCUACAGGCACUCGGGUCUGAUUAUACAUUUACGCCGCCACUCAGGGGAGAGACCCUUUAAAUGUAAUGAGUGUGGAAAGGUUUUCUCCCAGAAUGGGUACCUUACUGACCACCAGAGGCUCCACAAAGGAGAAGAGCCUUACAAAUGCAACAAGUGCCAGAAAGCUUUCAUUCUAAAGAAGAGCCUCAUUCUGCACCAGAGAAUCCACUCUGGGGAGAAACCCUAUAAAUGUGACGAAUGUGGAAAAACAUUUGCUCAGACCACGUAUCUUGUUGACCACCAGCGACUCCACAGUGCAGAGAACCCUUACAAAUGUAAAGAGUGUGGCAAAGUGUUCAUUCGAAGUAAAAGCCUCCUCUUACACCAGCGAGUCCACACAGAAAAGAAAACUUUUGGUUGUAAAAAAUGUGGAAAGAUUUUCAGUGCUAAGUCAAAUCUCAUUGACCACAAAAGGAUGCACAGCCGAGAGAAACCCUACAAGUGCACACAGUGUGGGAAAGCUUUCACACAGAGCGCCUACCUCUUUGACCACCAGAGGCUGCACAAUGGAGAGAAACCUUAUGAGUGUAAUGAGUGUGGGAAAAUUUUUAUUUUAAAGAAGAGCCUUAUUUUACAUCAGAGGUUCCACACUGGAGAGAACCUCUAUGAAUGUAAAGACUGUGGCAAGGUCUUUGGUUCUAGCAGAAACCUCAUUGACCAUGAGAGACUCCACAAUGGAGAGAAGCCAUAUGAAUGUCAGGAAUGUGGGAAAACUUUUAUCAUGAGCAAAAGUUUCAUGGUCCAUCAGAAACUGCACACCCAGGAGAAAGCAUACAAAUGUGAGGAUUGUGGAAAGGCUUUCAGUUAUAAUUCAAGCUUGCUUGUACACCGGAGAAUCCACACUGGAGAAAAGCCCUUUGAAUGUAGUGAGUGUGGGCGUGCCUUUAGCUCAAACAGAAAUCUCAUUGAACAUAAGAGAAUCCAUAGUGGUGAGAAGCCUUAUGAGUGUAAUGAGUGUGGCAAAUGCUUUAUUCUGAAGAAAAGCCUCAUUGGACAUCAGAGAAUUCAUACCCGAGAAAAAUCUUACAAAUGUAAUGACUGUGGGAAAAUCUUCAGUUACCGUUCAAACCUGAUAGCCCAUCAGAGAAUCCACACCGGUGAGAAGCCCUAUGCCUGUAAUGAGUGUGGGAAAGGCUUUACCUACAACAGAAACCUUACUGAACAUCAAAGGAUUCACAGUGGGGAAAAAACCUAUGAAUGCCAUAUAUGUAGAAAAGUCCUUACCUCUAGUCGAAACCUUAUGGUACAUCAAAGAAUCCACACUGGUGAGAAACCUUACAAAUGUAGUGAGUGUGGAAAAGACUUUAGUCAGAAUAAAAAUCUUGUUGUACAUCAGAGAAUGCACACUGGGGAAAAACCUUAUGAGUGUGAGAAGUGUAGGAAAUCCUUUACUUCUAAGAGGAAUUUGGUCGGCCACCAACGAAUCCACACAGGAGAGAAGCCUUAUGGGUGUAAUGAUUGUAGUAAAAUGUUCAGGCAAAGAAAAAACCUUACUGUACAUCAGAAAGUUCACACAGAUGAAAAGCCAUGUGAAUGUGGUGAGACUGGGGAAGAAUUCUGUCAGACAUCAAACCUUCAUCUUCAGCAAAAAGUGCAUAUGGAAGAGGAAUUCUGGCUACAAAACACUAGUGAGCCCAAAGUAGAGGGUCAGAAAAUUUAGUGGAGGGCUGCAGGUGAGGCUCAGUGGUAGAGCACUUGCCUAGCACCACAUAAAAGGAUAAAAUGAAGCAUGUAAAGUGCAAUGGACUCCUGCAAAAUAACUGUUGGAGUAAUUGAUGGGGCAGGAGUUUACUGUUUGAGAACAACCUAGACAGAACCCUGGGUUUAAAAUCAGAAGAGCUGGAGUCCGUGUGUGCUUGCAUGCGUGUUGUGUUACUGUGGAUUGAAUCUAGAGCACUUUUGCGCUGUGACAUCCCCCACUUUUUAAAACUUUUACCAGUAACUAAUUGCCCAGGCUGAGCUCAAAGUUGUGAUUUCUGCUUCAGCCUCCCAGAAUUGUAAGAUAUCAGGCAUAUAUCACCAUACCUGGCUUAAGUUUGAGUUCUUAAGUUUUUCCAUUACUAUGUGAUGAUAUUAAAUCGCCUCAGGCAGGUGUAGUAGCUCUCACCUGUAAUCCCAGCACUUGGGAGGCUGAGGCAGGAGGAUCAUUGCGAGUUCAAGAGCAUCUUGGACUACAAGUUGAACUCAAGGCCAGCCUGAACUGCAUAGCGAGACCCUGUCUCAAAAAGACACAUGCACUCACAAAAUCUGCCUCCAAGCCUCAAUCUCCCUGUUAGUCAAAUGUUGCCAUAAUGCCUCCUUUGCAAGAUGGUUGAGACCAUUAAGUAAAGGACCUUUGUGAAAUCGUUCACUUGUCAAUAAAAUUGGAGAGAAGAGGUGCAGUCAGAGUCUAGAUCAGAGCAUAUUUGUUCAUUAAGUCAUUUGUUAGAAUGAAAGGAAUUCUGUGAACCUCUGAUAUCAUUUUUAUGAAUAUGGUAGAUAGCUAAUUUUGCAAUUUAGUAUUCUAAGAAAAAAUUUUAAAUAUGGCUGUAAAAUGUUAAUGCAUAAUACACCUACCUUGUUUUUAUGGAAAAAAUACUAAUGACCAGCCGUUGACACUGAGGUCAAGGAAUUUGCUUUUCAGUCUCUGAAACUUAGUGUACACAGUGCAUGAAAAAGGAAGGAGGUCCUGUCUUGCAUUCAUUGUUCUUUGAAAUUCAUAACCCCAUCCCUGAGCUGAUGAUCUCAAUCCUGAUCAGUGUUUAAUCAUCACCUUCAGGUUUCAUGAAACAAAUUCCCUUCUAUCCGAGAAUGUUUAUGACGCCCAGAGCCAAUCCCUUUCUGUUCUGAUGAAGGCAGUGCAUAACAGUCUCUGGAAAGCACUACCCAGUACUCCAUGCAACCCACAUCAUCCAGCCUAGCUCUGCUGGGUGUUUAAUAGGGACAUUAACAGAUAAUCUUCAGUUGACAGUUGCAUGUAAUUCUUUUUUUGUUUGUUUUUGUACUGGGAAUUGAACUCAAUUACCUCACACAUGCCAAACAGGCACUUGUGCCACUGAGCUAAAUUCCUGUCCCCUGCUUCAUGUAAUUUUAUUUAUUUAUUUAUUUUGGUACUGGGGCUCAAACUCGGUACCUCACACUUGUCAAGUAGGCUCUUAAGCCACUGAGCUCAAUCCCUGGGUACUUCAUAUAGUUCUUAAAAUUCAAAUUUUGGUCGUGGAUAUAGCUCAGUGGCACAGCCCCUGCCUGGCAAGUGAGAGGCUGUGAGUUCAAUUGCUGGUACCAGAACAACCAAAUAUGAGAACUCCAGUUUUUCAGGAGGAAAAAACCCCAUAUACAUAUAAAUCUCAGGAUUGUGUUUUCUCAUACUAGUUAUAUAAAAGUUAUAGGUUGAUUAAAUAUGAAUUCAGCUCAGAGUUGUUUGGGGACUGGUUCCUCAUUAGAUUGCAAGUAUACAGGAGAAAGAAGGUGCUCACAGUUUAAAGACCUAGAUAAGUUGGGUCUUGCUUGGACAAAUCAUUUAGUUCUUAGAACCUUGAUUUCCUUGGUCAGACAACAGGGAUGAUGCCUACCUUGCAAAGUUGUGAGGUAAUAAAUAAGAAAAUGCCUCAUAUCUCUGCAAGUACAAGACUCAUCGCAGAUUAUAUAGUAAUUACACAGGAACAGAAAUACUUUAGCAAAGGAGAAAGCUGAAAUUUACCUUGUAAGUAACAAAACUUAACAUUGACAAAACUGGCCUCAGGCCUGGGCUUUAGCUUAGCGGCUCAAGUGCCUGCCUUGUAAGCAUGAGGUUGACUUUGAUUCCCAGUACCAAAGAAAGACUGGCCAGGGAUACAGCUGAGCAGCAUAGGCACCUGCCUGCUAAGUGUAAGGUCCUGAGUUCUGUUGUAGUACUGAUAAAAGUAAGCCCACAUACUGUGCCUCUUCAUGUCAUAUAAUGAGGCAAAAAUAAAUUCAUGAAUUUGUUUCUAAACAUAGUUGUUAGUUUACAGGAAAUUCAGGACCCAGAGGAGCAAGAUAAAAGACACUAAGAAUCCAGACAAAUCCACAAUGUGAGGUGUUUUAUAAAAAAUCAGAUUCUUUAAGGAAGAAAAGAAAAAGAAAAGAUCCUCAUUGAAACUUGAUAUAUGUACUAAGAGACCUCUAUACUACUGACCUCUGCUUUUGUGCAUGUGAAAAUUUCCCUGAGACAGAAAGUUGCUGAGGGAGAUCACUUUCAAAAUAUCCUAAUGAGACAUAAGAUUUGAAGAGCCAGGAUUACACUCACACUAAUAUCCAUUUGCUUUUGACAGGUACAGAUGCAAUUUAGUGGGGGAGGGAUAACCUUUUUGGUGUGUGAUCAAGACUAGGACAGGAUUGUGACUAGGCAAAGAACACAUAGGUGACACAAAACAUUUCAUAAAAGGGGAAAAAUUAUUGGACCUCAUCGGAAUUAAAAUACUAAGAGGAUGAAAAGAUAGAAUGGGAGAAAAUACAGAUCAGUCCUGAAUUUAUAUCUAGAUACAUUACAUUUAACAGUAAACAUCCAUUUAGAAUGUACACAGUCCUAAAAGACAUUUCUUGUGUGAGUGGUAAAUACAUAAAUAAAAAAAUCUUUGAUAUCAUUAGCAGUACAGAAAUGCAAAGUACAAUCAUGAAAUAACAGCAUUGCCUUCAUUCAUGAAGUUAAUUUUUUUCUGCAGUUUUGGAAAAGAUGCCCACAUUUCUGUUUCUGUCAGAAAAGAUAGCCACAGUCAUGUUUGUUGCCUGAUGGUGGGAGUUUACCAACAAAGUUCUGCCAUGCUUCUGUUGUCAAACAAAAUCAUUUGCAAACAAGUGUGCUUAUGAGCUAAGGUGCCACCGUACUUCUGUGCAUGGAUCAGAAUAGCUGAAGUCAAGUGGUUAUACAGAUUCUGGCAAGGAUGUGGAGAAACGAUUGAUGGGAAUGUAAAACGAUACAGCAACUUUAGAAAAUACAUCGGAAGUUUCUUAUAAAACCAAGUGUGCACUUACAUAAGUCAAUGAAUUGCAUUCCUGAUUGUCCCAAGAAAUCAAAACAUAUGCACCCCAAAACUUGUUUAUGUGAAUGUUCGUAGUACCUUUAUGUUUUAGGCCUAAUUUUUUUUUUUUUUUUUGUCUUUUUCCUUUUUAUCGGUACCCGGAAUGAAACUCAUAACUGCCUGCUUGCAAGGCAGGCGCCUAUGCCGCUGAGCUAAAUCCCCAGCCCCUAGGCCUAAAAUCUUUAGGCAGCCUAGAUUCUCUUUUUUUAUCAGACAGUCGAAUGCUGGUAUGCCUAUCCCAAGGAUAAGAUGGAAUGACUUAUUGGUUGCCACAACAAUCAGAAUGAAUUUCAAGGAAAUUGAUACUGAGGAGAUACUUAUCUCAAAAAUGUUAUAUAUUGUACUAUUCCAUUUUCAUAACAUCCACAAAAUGACAGGCUACAGAGAUGAGAGAUUAAUGGUUGCCAAAGGUUAGGAGCAGUGGGAGAGAGGACAGGGUUGGGUGCAGCUGUAAAGGGCAUCACGUGAGGUCUCCUUACAGUGGAGCAGUUGUGCAUCUUGAUUGUGAUGGUGGCUACACAAUGUAAUACAAUGAUAGGAUAUAUAUAUCAUACUUGAUGUUGAUUUCCUGGUUUUGAUAAAAUCAAGCAGUAACAUUGAAGAGUACUAUCUCUGCGACUUUCUGUGAAUUUAUUUAAAAAAACAUGAAAAACUAGCCAUUAAUUGCAUACAGUGUUGUGACACUUUCAGAAAAAAAAUUUUUUUUAAAUACAUUUUAGGACAAUUGGAGAAAUUUGAAUGUCUGCACAUUAGGUGGUAUUAGGAAGCAUUGUUAAGUUCGUUACUCGUGGUGGUGGUGUUAGCUUGGAAAAUACUGUAUUAUUAAGAUAUGCCUGUUGAAAAUUUGGAAUGAAGUGUUUUGAGGUUUAUAGCUUUCAAAAAGUGUCAUUAAGUAUGUAUGGAGAGACAAGCAAACACAAAUGUUCAUCAUUGAGCCCAGAGGAGGAUACGGGUAUUCAUUGUAUCAUUCUUUCAACUUUCUUGUAGUUUGAUAUUUUCAAAAUAAAAUGUUUGCGAAGAAA
Cavia porcellus (domestic guinea pig) is the source of this 8168-nucleotide messenger RNA. It is a transcript of the gene Znf197, whose product is annotated as zinc finger protein 197. Gene Ontology annotation, molecular function: RNA polymerase II cis-regulatory region sequence-specific DNA binding; DNA-binding transcription factor activity, RNA polymerase II-specific. Lineage: Eukaryota; Metazoa; Chordata; Mammalia; Rodentia; Caviidae. The transcript has 7 exons. The record is from RefSeq and is a predicted model, not a curated record. Gene Ontology annotation, biological process: regulation of transcription by RNA polymerase II. The coding region runs from base 705 to 3788 and encodes 1027 amino acids.